GAUCGCUAACAGCCGCUUGAUCGCUAACAGCUACUGGUCGCUAACAGCUACUGGUCGCUAACAGCUACUGGUCGCUAACAGCUACUGAUCUUAGGCAGGAGUUUGUUCAGCCAACCAGACGACAGUUACGACAUGAUAUCUAUCUCUCUAUCUAUAUUAGAUAUAUGUGUGUAAGCAAAAGUAUUGAAAGUUUUGCGAACAAAAGACAUGAAAUCUUGUUUUCAGACUGAAAGUGUGUGCUCUUGAAUUAUGGCAAGAAAAUUGCCCCAUAUAUUUGUUGUUGAAGCCCACAGAACCAGAAGGACUGGUACCGGCUUUGUUCUAGACUCGGACCUGCAGUUUUACUCUGAAAGCCUGAGACCGGAAGCAGAUCUCUGCGGGUCCCUUAAGCGGACGCGCUUCACGCUGUUCACUGAGCUUGGACUUUGCUGCCGGACGUGUCGGACCGAACCAUGGACCCGCUUUGCGCUCGGCUCUGACCUCCAGCCGGGUCCCGGAGCUCCAGCAUGGUGCCGCCGGGAAACGAGUCGUACAGCCGGGCUGAGACCAACCGCACCGCGGGGGAGCCCGGGCCGGAGGUGGUGAUCGUGCCGCUGGUGUUCGGGCUGAUCUUCGUGGUGGGGCUUCUCGGGAACUCUCUGGUGAUGCUGGUGAUCGGCAGGGUGAAACCCAGCGGGGGCGCGCGCCCGCUCAGCCCCACCAACAUCUUCAUCGUGAACCUGAGCGUGGCGGACCUCCUCUUCCUCCUCUUCUGCGUCCCGCUCCACGCCACCAUCUACUCCCUGCCAGAGUGGGUGUUCGGAGCCUUCCUCUGCAAGUUCGGACACUUCUUCACCACGGCCAGCAUGCUGGUCAGCAUCCUCACGCUGGUCGCCAUGUCCGUGGAUCGCUACAUCGCCGUUGUGCGCUCCAAGAGCUCUGCGUGGAUCCGCAGCCGCAGGAACGCGCUGGCUGGGCUGUGCGUCAUUUGGACCCUGUCCCUGCUGUGUUCGGUACCGGUGGCGCAGAACUACGUGCUCACCAGCCACUCCAGCGCCCCGAACAAGACCUUCUGCUGGGAGGCCGGGCUGGGAGCGUCGCGCCGCGCCUACAAGGUGUCCAUCCUGCUGCUGGGCUUCAUCCUGCCGCUGCUGCUCAUCUGCUGCUGCUACAUCAGGGUUUUGUGCCACCUGCAUAAAAAGAUGAAGAACAUGUCCAAGAGGUCCGAGCUGUCCAAACGAAAGACGGUCCAGACCAUCCUCCUGGUCGUCACCGGCUUCACCGUCUGCUGGAUGCCGCACCACAUCGUCGCCAUGUGGGUGGAGUUCGGCAGCUACCCGCUGAACGACGCCACCUUCGCGCUCCGCAUCGUGUCCCACUGCCUGUCCUACGGGAACUCCUGCAUCAACCCCAUCCUCUACGCCUUCCUGUCCGAGAACUUCCGCAAAGCCUGCCGCCAGGUGUUCGCCCGCCACCUGCUCUUCACGCCGCCGGCCGACGGGAGAGUGGUUCGAUUCCGUAUGGACAACUUCUCCACCACACACUCCAGCACCAACAUCUGAAGGAGAAGCUGGAGGUCCUGCCGGUCACAUGACCAGGGAGGCUGCUGGUGAUUGGCUGCUGUGGUCGGCCUGCAGCUGAAGGAGAACCGGAUUCAGCUGGAUCCGAGUUCAGGAGCCAAGAGUUCAGGAGCCAAGAGCGGAGAACUGAUUUAUUUUGGAGAGAAUUUUUCACAAACUGAUCAAUUAUUUUAUUUAAUGUGUAAAGUUUCACUCCAACAGAGACAAACCAAGUCAGAGGUUCUAAUUUAUAGCACAUUAAAAUAAAUACAUGAAAGCUGCCAUGUUAACUCCGACUUCUGAAGGUGUGAACCAUAAAUAAAGUUUCUGAAGAAAGAUCGAUUUUCAGUCUGUCUCAAAGAUAUUUGAUGGUUCAGAUCCAAAUUUCAAACCCAGACCGUGAGGCCAGAAACCGUCCGCUCAACAAACAUCUGGAUCCUGAUGCAGAUGUUUUGUGGAGACCCAGUGGCUCCAGGUUUCUAUCCCAUAAUGUUCCACUUUCUGUCUCUUGUCCUUCUACCACUUCAGAGAUUCCAGAGUUCAGAGUUCAUCCAGCGGUUUCUGCCUUCAGCCCACUGGGCUGGAUCCAGAUGUUUCACAGCUGCAGAAGUUUUUCUCUCUGGUCCUGAAAGGUAAAACUCACCUGCAGACUCUGCUGGUUGGUUCCAGACCCCGGAGUCUGCUUGGCUGGCUGCAGGUCAAACCAUAGAAACUUCUGGGAAAUCCAGUCAAAGGUCUCAUCACAGGUCCAAAUGUUUAGUCCAAGGAUUCCACACUGAUGCUCCUGAUAAUGACAAUACAACCAUAGACAUGAACACUAGACGCCUCACUGAGUCCAUCUUGAAUGUGGCAGCAGAGGAUCGGAGCUCCUUCAGUCCUUUGCUUUGUGUUUCAACCGUUUUACGAAACAAACUGGAUUCAUUCUCAUUACCUUCCCAGGUCAGAAUGAAAGAUCAGAAUCACUUUGCAGCCAGAAACUCGCUUCUAAACAACCGGAAAAUAUUUCCUAUGUAGCUAAAU
This is a messenger RNA of Poecilia reticulata (guppy), 2558 nucleotides long. It is a transcript of the gene galr1b, whose product is annotated as galanin receptor 1b. Gene Ontology annotation, cellular component: plasma membrane. The record is from RefSeq and is a predicted model, not a curated record. Gene Ontology annotation, biological process: G protein-coupled receptor signaling pathway. NCBI's taxonomy places the organism in Eukaryota, Metazoa, Chordata, Actinopteri, Cyprinodontiformes, Poeciliidae. Gene Ontology annotation, molecular function: G protein-coupled receptor activity.